GUCCUUGUCUCUGCCACUCGCUUUCUCCCUCUAUUUUCUUCAAUCUCUUCUUCUCUCUUCUUUAAUUUCCUCCAUUCCUCCCCUUUUAAUUCAUCAUGUCGUUCAACGCGCUCCGUCGCAAGAAGAAUGUCAAGAAGGGUAUCCAGUUCUGUCUGAUGGUCUGUGGUGCCAGCGGAACCGGACGUACCACCUUCGUCAACACUCUUUGUGGAAAGAAGGUCCUAGAAGGCAAGGACUGCGACGACCCGGCCAAUGCUCACAUUGAGGAGGGUGUCCGCAUCAAGCCAGUCACAGUUGAGCUGGAAUUGGACGACGAAGGCACCCGCAUUUCCCUCACCAUCGUUGAUACCCCCGGUUUCGGAGACCAGAUUGACAACGAAGCAAGCUUCGGCGAAAUCGUUGGAUACCUUGAGCGCCAAUACGAUGACAUUCUUGCGGAGGAAUCCCGAAUCAAGCGUAACCCCCGCUUCAGGGACAACCGUGUUCACGUCCUGCUUUACUUCAUCACACCGACCGGCCAUGGACUGCGUGAGCUGGACAUCGAAUUGAUGAAGCGCCUUUCUCCCCGUGUCAACGUCAUCCCCGUCAUCGGCAAGGCCGACUCUCUCACCCCUGCCGAAUUGGCCGAAUCCAAGAAGCUUAUCAUGGAGGAUAUUGAGCACUACCGCAUUCCCGUGUACAACUUCCCUUACGAUAUCGAGGAGGACGACGAGGACACCGUGGAGGAGAAUGCUGAGCUUCGUGGUCUGAUGCCGUUUGCCAUUGUUGGCUCUGAGGACUUUGUUGAGAUUGACGGCAAGAAGGUGCGGGCCAGGCAAUAUCCUUGGGGUGUCGUGGACGUUGAGAACCCCCGUCACUCGGACUUCUUGGCCAUCCGCAGCGCUCUUCUUCACAGCCAUCUCGCAGACCUUAAGGAAAUUACCCACGAUUUCCUCUACGAAAACUACCGUACUGAGAAGCUCAGCAAGAGUGUGGAUGGUGCUACGCCUACACAAGACUCUUCGAUGAACCCAGAAGACCUAGCAUCCCAGUCCGUUAGACUGAAGGAGGAGCAGCUUCGUCGCGAGGAGGAGAAGCUCCGCGAGAUCGAACUCAAGGUGCAGCGCGAGAUCGCUGAGAAGCGCCAGGAACUGUUGGCUCGUGAGAGUCAGCUGAGGGAGAUCGAGGCUCGCAUGGCGCGUGAAGCAAGCCAGAGUCAGAUUGAUAGCAUCAGCGAUGCUUGAGCUCUUCCUGAACCUGUUCUCCGGAGGGAGACGGAUCUUGCAUGUUGACCCCGGACGCCGUUUGUGCCUAUGUAAUGAGAUUCGUGGCACGGCAGUUGUGACUGUCGACGGGGGAAAGAUUAGUCGACCGUUUAUUCACGUUAAUAGCUUCUUAUC
Molecule: messenger RNA, 1379 nt
Organism: Aspergillus vadensis CBS 113365
Lineage: Eukaryota; Fungi; Ascomycota; Eurotiomycetes; Eurotiales; Aspergillaceae
Gene: aspA
Product: putative septin AspA
Exons: 6
Coding region: 96-1223 (375 amino acids)
Biological process (GO): cytoskeleton-dependent cytokinesis
Cellular component (GO): cell division site; septin complex; septin ring
Molecular function (GO): GTP binding; GTPase activity; molecular adaptor activity
Source: RefSeq, a predicted model, not a curated record